Molecule: messenger RNA, 836 nt
Organism: Acromyrmex echinatior (Panamanian leafcutter ant)
Lineage: Eukaryota; Metazoa; Arthropoda; Insecta; Hymenoptera; Formicidae
Product: pheromone-binding protein Gp-9-like
Molecular function (GO): odorant binding
Source: RefSeq, a predicted model, not a curated record
AUUUUGAUUAAUUGCGCUGAAGAUACUUAUCAGUGAAGAUAUCAUCUGCAUAAAAUGAAAAGUUUCGUGCUUUAUGCCUGUAUUUUAAUAAUUGCUUUUCAGCCGUCUAGCUCAAUACAACUAAAAAAAGUCAAAAAUAUAAUAGAAACUACUGGGGAUGACAUUGAAGCUUGCCAGAUUGAAAAUAAUGUGACUGAUGCUGAUGUAUACACUCCCCAAGACAUGAUAACUGACUUACCUACCCAGCCCGAAAAUGAAGAAAAAACAAGAAGAAUGGGUUGCUGGAUUGCGUGUGUCUUAAAAAGACAGAAUUUAAUGGAAAAUUCAAACAUUAAGGAAGCGCAAGUUCAUGUAAGAAUAAAUGUAGAGCAUGCUGAUGAUACUGAUCAAGACACUUUUCACCAAAUUGCGCGUAAAUGCAUGAAACAAGUGAGAAAUAUUACACAAGAAUGUGAAAAAAGCUUCUCCCUGCUUGCAUGUGUUGUAAAAACUGCAUAUGAGGAACAGAUACAUCAACAACAUAAAAUAAAAGAAGCAGAAAUGAAAUAAAUUAAUGUAUAAAUAUAAUCAAAUGCAAAAAUUAAAUAUUAUGUAUAUAGUUACUAAUACAAAGCUGUAAUAUACAUUGAGAAAAAAUGCUGUUGAUACAAUUAAAGUUUAUAUUACGGGCUAUCAUUAAUCACUUGUUAGUGACAGCCCGUAAUAUAGACUUCAAUUGAAUCAACAGCAUUUUUUUCUCAGUGUACAAUAUAAUUUAUAUUAAAUAAAAGUAUACAUUUAUACAUAUUCUAUAAAACUCUAAUCGUAUCUUUCUAAUAAAGUUGCAUAUACAAAAA